AUGGGGAAGAAGAUGGAAAAUACAAGGAAUCGCCUAAUUGAGGGACAAGCUGGGCCAUCUGAAAUGAGUACAACACCAAUUGCUGGUAUCCCAGUACAAACAGUUGUAGGAUCAAACACUCUGGAAGACAUGUCUUCAGAACCAUUGGGACCAUUAGAAGAUGCAUCACCUUCAGAGCCAUUAGGAUCAUUAGAACUGGUAGCUCAAGAGGCUCCUUCACAGUCACUAAAAAUUGAGUUUCACCACAGUUCUGGCAUGGCACCAAAGAUAGCCCCAUUUGAAAUGGGAACAUCACACUUUGAUGCAAAGACUACUCCAAAUACCAACCCAUUUUCAAAUCCUUGGGCACCCUUUGUGACCAAGGCAGACUUUGAAUUUGCAGAGCUGGUGACUGGGGAUAACUGCUCAAUUCACUCAAUAGAAACACAUUAA
Cantharellus anzutake is the source of this 432-nucleotide messenger RNA. RefSeq lists its product as uncharacterized. NCBI's taxonomy places the organism in Eukaryota, Fungi, Basidiomycota, Agaricomycetes, Cantharellales, Hydnaceae. The record is from RefSeq and is a predicted model, not a curated record. The coding region runs from base 1 to 432 and encodes 143 amino acids. The transcript has 3 exons.